AGCCAUCAUCAACCUUCUACUCCUUCAUACUCCUCUCGUCAUGGCUACUCCCAACCCAAAAGCCUUUCCGCUCGCUGAUGCCGCACUGAGCCAGCAGAUUCUCGACCUCGUGCAGCAGGCCUCGCACUACAAGCAGCUCCGUAAGGGUGCCAACGAAGCAACCAAGACACUGAACCGUGGUAUCUCCGAGUUCAUCGUCAUGGCCGCCGAUACUGAACCGAUCGAGAUUUUGCUCCACCUGCCACUCUUGUGUGAGGAUAAAAACGUCCCUUACGUCUUUGUCCCAAGCAAGUCUGCCUUGGGUCGUGCGUGUGGUGUCUCUCGCAGUGUCAUUUCAGCAAGUGUCACGACGAACGAGGCGAGUGAGUUGCGUGGACAAAUCACAAGCAUCAAGAAUGCGAUUGAAAAGUUGCUCGUUUAAGAAGCAUGCAUUGUAUGCACUCUCUGUAUUGCUGGACUAUGGCGAUGACAGGCACGGUUGGUCUGAGGUAUCGAACGAUGACGAUCCAGCAGUGACUCUAUAUAGUCAAACAAUACAAUCUUUCAAAUCA
This is a messenger RNA of Protomyces lactucae-debilis, 551 nucleotides long. RefSeq names its product 50S ribosomal protein L30e-like protein. Gene Ontology annotation, biological process: ribosome biogenesis; maturation of SSU-rRNA; mRNA splicing, via spliceosome. Bases 41 to 421 code for a protein of 126 amino acids. Gene Ontology annotation, molecular function: RNA binding. Gene Ontology annotation, cellular component: box C/D methylation guide snoRNP complex; U4/U6 x U5 tri-snRNP complex; small-subunit processome. The transcript has 2 exons. The record is from RefSeq and is a predicted model, not a curated record. Lineage: Eukaryota; Fungi; Ascomycota; Taphrinomycetes; Taphrinales; Protomycetaceae.